AUGAAAUCAUAAUGUUACUUACAUGGUUAUCCACUAGAAUGUUAGAACUAAUUACAAGAUCUUUAUAAUCAAAUACGUGAAGGAGAAGAGUUCAUAACAUUAGAAAGAAUCUUUAAAUUAUUGAGAGUAUUAAUACUUACAAUAUAUAUAUUAGACAUAUUAAUAUGAUGUACCAUUCUCCAAUUUAUGUAAAUUGCUUAGAAAGGCUAAUUAAGCAUGUCAUCAAAAUGCAAAGAAUCAUUUAAAUGAGUUAGCAUUCCAUCAAUUACUUCAUAAUCAUGAUAUACAGAUGAUUUAUAAACCAAAGAAGGAUGAAACUGUAAAUACACCUCCAACAUUAGAUGGAUUAUUUAAAAGAAUAGGAGAAUAGAUAGAGAGGAAAAGAUUGUAAGAGAAACUGAAUGAUGAUAACAUCACAAACAAGGAGAAGUUUAAUUUUAUGCUGCAAUUAUUAUAAGUAGGAUCUCCUAGAAAUGAUAGAGAAAAUUCUAUUGUAAUAGAGAAAGUAAAGAGUGUUAGGAAAUUUAAAGAUGAUGAAUUCAAAUUAUUUAUUAAACCAAAAAAACCAAAGAGAAAGGCUGAAAGUAUGUAGGAACCUCCAUAAGUAAUUGCAGAAACUAAAUUUACUAAACUUCCAAAUGCUACACUACAUUUUCCAACUAGUAGAAUUAGAAAAUUACAUGAUCGUAUGAUGUAAUAGAUGGAUGAAAUUAGAAUGGAUCCAAAUGUAUAAAAAUUGAGCAAUAUAAUUCAUAAAUCAUAGGGGAACCUGUCAAUCAGGUUACCAUAAAUUUAAUAUAUAUGAAACCACAACGAUAUUAAAUGGAUUUUAAUCUCUCAAAGUCAUAUAUGCCAUAGAAAAUACAAAUGAAUCGUGAUUCAUCAGCCAAAAAACUCAGCAACUCAGAAGUGAAUGCUGCUAUGCAAAAAUACUUUUAAUUACUCAAAAAGAAAGAGGGAAAAGUUUAGCAUCCAAUAAUCACUCCAACUCAAUCCUCUAAGAUUUUAAGCUAACUUGUGACCAAAGUCUCCCCAUAACUAGAUAUUCAAUUACCUGUUAAACCCCCAACUCCAACUGGAACUUAAUCAUAUCGACCAUCAACUGAAAAGAAACCACAUCAUCGUCCUUAGCAAUCUGUAGGUUAAAGCAAGGAUCUUAUUCUGAAAAAGUUGUAGAGUGCUUUGUUUUAGAAGCCAAAAACACAAUCACAACAGGUUACUCCUAAAAGUGCUGGAAAGGGCAGUCUAAGUGUUAACAAAUAUUUUGAGAGUACCAAGAAAUUAACAUCAGAUCAACCACAAUAUUAUAUAACUAAAGUUAAGAAUGCUUUCACUAAACCUAUUCAUGACGAUUAUUUUAGUAGAAUGUAUAGAGAGCAUUUUUUUUAAACAUAUUAAGGAAUAUAUGUUGCUUCAUAUUUAUAGCCAGCUGAUCCUAAAGAUCUUAAAAACAAAUAAGUACGUCUUAAAUAAAAGGAUAUUUAUAAAAGUAUCAAUCUAUUUAAACAUAUUUAUAGAUAAAAUUAGUAUUGUUUUUGAUCUUGAUGAGACUUUGGUUCAUUGUAAUGAAAGUCUAGCCAUUCCUAGUGAUGUAAUUCUUACUAUUUAAGUAUCACCUCAAGAAACAAUUAAAGCAGGAAUCAAUAUUAGACCUGGGGCAAUUAAAUUACUUGAAUUAUUAGUCAAUGACUUUGAAUUGAUUGUAUUCACUGCAUCACAUCCUUGUUAUGCUUAAAAAGUUAUUGAAUAUCUGGAUCCUAAUAAGACAUUAAUCUCUCAUAGUUUGUAUCGUGAUAAUUGUAUAAUGACUACUGGUGGUAUGUACACUAAGGAUUUAAGAAUCUUUGAUCGCCCUUUAAGUCAAUUAGUUUUAGUUGACAAUGCAUCAUAUUCUUAUGCUUGGCAAUUAGAAAACGGGAUUCCUAUUAUCCCAUUCUAUGAUAAUAAGGAGGAUAAAGAAUUGGAAUCCUUGUUAAAGUACCUAAGAAAUAUGCAAGGUUGCAAAGAUGUUAGAGAUUACAAUAAGUUUAUUAUAUAUCUUAAUAAUGUAGAGAAAACCUUAAAUUGUAUCAUUUCUAGGAUCCAUCAGGGCCUGGAGCAGUAUAUGAGAAAUUGUUUCAAUAGAAGAUGGAAAUCUAAUGAUAUUUUUAUUAAAAUGAAUAACACUUUACUUCCCAACUUAGAUGAUAAGCCUUAUUACCAUAUCUAUGAGCCUUCAUUAAAAGAGACACUCAAUGCCAGUAGACUUUUUUUACAUUAUGUGAUUUAGUUCAUGUAGAAUCAUAAACAGAGUCCCUCUCUCCAAGUGAUGAGAAAUCUAUUUACAUUCAAAAUCUAAUCAUGAGGAUGUUCCCUGAAAUCUAACUUCGAUAACACAGUAUCCUCAUAUGCUAACAUCUGUAUACUAAAACAUAUACUAUCUUUUUCAUGAAUUCAAAAUAAGUACCUUAUAGCUAUUGUUGCAAUCGUCCACUCUAGGUUCGUUGCUAUCCAAUAGGUUUUGGAUUAGUUUUGUGUUCAGGAGAGAGAUGUCCUAAACCUGAAUUGAAGGCAUUUAAAUUUAGUGACAAUACUCCAAAAUUAGAGGAGAAAUUGAAUAACAAAUUGUCCAAACUUAUUUCCAUGGGGAAACAUAAACAUGUCAAUCUAAUCUAAUAGAAACAACGUUUAGGAUUGGAAGAGUUCAAAAAACAUGUUACCGAGGCUCCAGACACAGUAAUUGUGAAACCUCGUUCACAAUCAUAUUAUAAGGGAAGUUCAAAUUUCUUGAAACGACCCUAUAAAUUAUAAAAAUGGAUCCAUAAUUGAGUCACUACACAUAAUUCUUCAUCGUUGUCACCAAUCUUUGUAAGACCAACCAAAUCACUUCUGAACAGAAGACUCUCCUAAAAACUAGUCUGACUCACAAAGAAGAGAAAAUAUGUCGCGUUCUCAUUUAAAAUAGUGGUCCUGGAAAGUAUUCGUGAACCUACUCAUUAAAUUAGGGAAAUGCAAUUACGAUAGGCAUUACUAGAUUAUUUAGAUGAAUAGAAUAAGGCAAUACAAAGAAGACGAUAACAUAAAUCCAAGACUGUACAUUUUAUGAAAGAUGUUACAGAUGAAACUAAACAAUAGAAUGCAAAUUAGUAAGAUUAAUAAAUCCCUCUGCCUUUAGCAAGUGUAGGUGCAGUGAUGAUUAAUCAACUUACAGAAUUAUUGAAUAAGCAUAUUGACAAACAUAAUUUACUUGUACCUGAAGACAAAGAUAAGUUAUUGUAAUUAUGCAAUUUAAUACUACAACUUACAUCUGAAUAAGGAGAUCCAAAUGGAUAAUAUGCAUAAAAUACAGGUGACAAUAAUAAAUUAGCAGAAAUAAGUGAAAAAGAUGCUGAUUCUAGUGAAGAAGAUGUAUAUGAGAAAAUGAAAAGAUAAAUCAAUGAUAUCUAUAAGGAAUUAAAGAAUAUCUUUACUGGUAACUUGCAUACACAUUUACUUCUGAUGUAAGAAGACAUUUCUUAUGAAAAUUUAUAUUAAGUGCUGAAAUUCCUUCUCAAAAUACUUGUCGAUGCUGAUGAAUUUACUUUUUUCAUUCAUCGAGACAAGGAUUGGGAAGUAUAUUCUUCAGCCAAUGAUUCUAUAAAAGAUAUCACUCCAGAAGAUGCUUAAAAAGUAACUGAUGAAUUGGCAUAUAUUCGACCAUGUUAUAUACAUAGAGUAGAUUAAAAAUAAAAUCAAUAUCCUCGAAUUUAGGAGACUUGUAAAACUAAUACAUAUGCAUAAACAUCCCUUGUUAAAUUUUAAUUGCAGAUCAAAAAUUAUGAAGUCCUAUUCUGUUUGCAUUGGACAGAUAAGGAUAAAAAGAAUAUAAAGAGAAAUUUUAUUAAGUAAUAAACAUUUUAAUUUAAAUUAGUUAUGCAAAUAUCUAUGGUUUUAAUACAGAUGUUACUCAUUUAGCAUAAUUCUUAGUUGAGACUAUCAUAACUGCUAAAGUUUAAUUUUUCAAUCCUUUACGAUUUGCUGAUCAUGUACAAGAUAUAGGAAUUACAUUUAUGAGGAUUUCAAGAUUUUUGUUAAUUGAAGGCAUAAAAAAGGUUUUGAGUUUAAAAUAUGAUGUUGAAAAAGUCUAAUAGAAUCAACCAAUACUUAAGAAAGACAAAGAUUUGCCUUCAUUAAAAAUAGAAUUAAAAGAUUCAAAUCCAGUAACCUUAAAUAUCAAUAAUAUGGAUCUGAAAAAUGAACAAGAUCAAUAUUUAUACUCUCUUGUAAAUAUAAUUUAUAAUAUCAUUUAGGUUAUCUAAACAUUAGAGAAGUAUGAUGGUUAUGUAAAAUUAUGUUAUGAAAAAUCUGCAUUUUAUAAGUAUUUCCUUAGAACUACUGAUUCCUUAUUGUUUGAUUUUAAUAAGCAAGGAGAAUUAAUUUUCUUAAGUAGACCGAUAUCUAAAUCUUUAAAGUAAACUAAUAUAUCAUAUAAUAGAUAAAAAUACAAUAUCAAUUUUGAUCCAAAAGCUAUACUAUACAAUAAAAUUACUUAUCAGGAUAUAUUCGCUGAAAACAGUAUUAUAUCCAAUAUUGAGGUGAAUAUUUAGAAUAUUCAUGAAAAUAGACACAAUCAAUAUUUAAGCAACCUUGAAAUUCCUUAAUUUGAAAUAUUUCUUAAAGUGAUUGAUAAUGACUUUAAAGGAUUCACAGUAAUAUUCCAUGAAAAUGAGGCUAGAAGACUUAAACAUUAUUUUAUGACUCUAAAGAUUGACAAUAUGACUAAUGAUGUAUAGAAAGAAGCUGAAGUCAAUAAAUCAUUUGAAGAGGAUAUUUAAAAACAAAUAUUAAUUUAAUACAAUAAACAUCAAACAUUUAAGUUUCUAAAUUAAUUAGAUGAAACAUAAGAUGUAGCAAAUUCAAUGAUUGCUUUAUUCAUUCCAGAAAAUGAAUUAUAAUAAAUUAGACAUCGUAAACCUGAUGUAAAAGGUUCUGAAUCAUAAACAAAGGAUAUAUUAAAUGAUUAAUGGAUUAUACCUCCAUAAAAAAAAAAGAAGAUUAGUUCAAGUGUUUAUAUUAAAUAUUAGCAAUAAUUAGAGUAAGUUGAUGUAAAUUAAUUUAAAAUUUAUGAAAGAGAUUCUUAAUUAGAUUUGUUUGAAUUUAAUAUUUUAAUUUUGGAUUCCUCACAAGAAAAGCAUAGAUUAGUUUAUAGUAUUUUAGAGAAAAAUGGAUUUAUUACUUAAUAUCAUAUGAAUAAUUAAUGUUUAGCUUAAUUUUUAAGUGUUCUAUAAAAGAAAUAUAAUAAGAAAAAUAAUUCAUUUCAUAAUUAUGAUCAUGGAAUAUCUGUUAUGUAAAGUGCUCAUUUUAUGUUAUAAUGUGUAAAGGCUAAAUAAUUUAUUGAUGAUUUCAGAAGGAUGGCAACAAUUAUAUCUGGAUUAUGUCAUGAUGUAUCACAUACAGGUAGAACAAAUAUGUUCAUGAUUAAUAGUUAAUCUAAAUUAGCCACAAGAUAUCAUGAUUCAAGUGUAAGAAUCUUAUUAUUAUUUAGCCUCUUGAAUAACAUCAUGCAGCCACUACAAUAUUUAUGCUUAAAGAUUAAUCCCUCAAUUUUUUGAGUAAUUUAACUAAAGAAUAGCAUCAACAAUUCAGACGCAUACUAAUCGAUAAUAUUCUCUAUACUGAUAUCAAGGUUCAUUUUACACUCUUGAAAGAUUUUGAGAGCAGAAUUAAGGAAGAUGUUUCAAAACCAUUUGGAACUGGAGAUGAUGAUCUUAAAUUAUUAACAGGAAUGAUAAUUCAUACUGCAGAUUUCAAUGGAGGAGCUAAAGUAUUUGAAAUCUCUAGAAUUUGGUCUGAAAGAGUGAACAAAGAAUUUAGUGCUCAAUAUGAAGAAGAGGGUAGAUUGGGCAUUCCAUAAACACCUUUCUUAAAAGAUUUGGAUAAAAUAUACAUAAUGGCCAAAUCUGAAAUGGGAUUCUUUAAAGUUAUUGUAAGACCUUUAUGGUUUACUCUAAAUGCAUUUUUUGUAAAUAUUUCAAUAUUACAAGCUAUUAGGAUGGUUAUUUGCAUUAGAGUAUAACCAAUCUUGAUAAUACUAUUAUUAGUUGGGAAAAGAUCUAUCAUGCCAAUCUUCCAAAAGAAGAACGAAUAUAAUAAUCAUGA
Molecule: messenger RNA, 6117 nt
Organism: Paramecium pentaurelia
Lineage: Eukaryota; Ciliophora; Oligohymenophorea; Peniculida; Parameciidae
Source: the annotation of a GenBank genome assembly